Messenger RNA from Glarea lozoyensis ATCC 20868, 1386 nucleotides. RefSeq lists its product as uncharacterized. NCBI's taxonomy places the organism in Eukaryota, Fungi, Ascomycota, Leotiomycetes, Helotiales, Helotiaceae. The transcript has 4 exons. The coding region runs from base 1 to 1386 and encodes 461 amino acids. The record is from RefSeq and is a predicted model, not a curated record.
AUGGACUCCCUCUAUAUAGACUCGAGUACAGUAGACUCACGUCAACCCAGAUCCAGAGCCAACAGUCAUCUGUCAUCAACAGCACUACAGUUUCAGGGUUUGAACAUUUUGGAAUCCGACCAAGCCUCAUCAACAAACGAGCCUCUUGUACAUGUUGGGUUUCGUACAACAUCACCACAAUCCUUCAUCGAGGAACAUAACCCCUCAUCAACACAUAUAACUGCUCCGACCCCUCAAGGACUGACUCCAUUCCCACUCCUAUCAGACAGUGACUUGGACGCAGACUGGACAUACUUAGAAGCAACAGGAGGACAAACAGGAUCAACAUCUUUCCUUACAGUAGAUCCACCACAGUCUUUUCAACCUCAACGCUCCCACUCAUUACAUUCCUUGAGCCCACCAACUAUCCUUCGAUCCAAUUCUAUACCAGCAAACAUGAGUACCAUGGGGAUUCAACAGUAUGAUAGCCGUUUCGACGCUAGCAUCACUCCAGGCAUUCGAUCAUACAACACAUGGCCAGCUGCUCACUAUGACAUGAAUGAGCAGUUCAUGCCCCAGAUCCCAAGCCCACCACUUAACCCAUCUAUGCUUUCUGUUUACGACGAUCCAAAAUUCCAACCAAUUUACUCUCGUUCUCUUUCAUCCAGCCCUCCACGAGCAUCGCUUACCCCAGAGCAACGGGAAUUGAAGAGACAGCGAGAUGUCGCCAGAAGGGAUUCCAAGACGAGAGUUAGACGGGAACGUUCCAUCAGCAACCCAUACGUAGUUUCCAAUCGCGGCUCGCCAGAUCUGAUGUCACGAACACUCCCAGAAUAUCCUAACAGUCUCACACCUUCACCUCUCAUGGGCUCUGGCCCACUCCCAUCGCUACCUCAACAGUCUUCUCCAGCUUUGAGCAGCUCAUCUUAUCUUACACCAUACUCGCCACAAAUCAAUGAUGGAACAGGAGGACAGCAGGAAAUCUAUGGACCAGUCUUUACAAUGAGCCCAGCGGACUUUUCAAACUCGCCUACAUUUACAAACAUGACAUACGCCCACAGCGGACAAGAAAACAAUAUCCAUUCAUAUGUUGGCCGUCCACAUUCUCUCUCGUCAGCUUCAGAUCAGCCUCACAUGUAUCAACAUAACGUUAGCCCCAAGAUUGGAUCUUCAGACUCGGGCGACCACGUUAGAGUUGUUCACAGCCGACCCAAGCCACAGUGCUGGGAACACGGGUGCAACGGAAGACAAUUCUCUACAUUUAGCAAUCUCCUACGCCAUCAACGCGAAAAGUCAGGAGCUGCAGCUAAAUCGAGCUGUCCAAAUUGCGGAGCUGAAUUUACUCGCACCACAGCGCGGAACGGCCACAUGGCGCAUGAGAAAUGCAAGCAACGACGAAACUCAUAG